AUCUACCUCCAGUGCUCCUGUCAGUAAAACCAGAAUACGCAAACCCUCCUUCUAUCCUGAUCGCUCUUCGAAGUUGAACGGCCUCCCGUGAGCUAGUCGGCCUGGCAAUUCUUCCCUCCCUACGCAUCCCAUGGAUCUGAUCACAUCUCCCAUGAGCCUCGAAAAAUCAUGAGAGAUUAUGCCUGGAACACUCAUACCCCCGUGGUAUCAAUCCAUCACCCCGGUAUGCAGUGAUUUCGUCAUUGUGAGCCUCGUCUGGGGCAUCUCGCUAGGACUGAGCGGCUUUGCCGUCAUCCGCAUCGCGGACCAGACACGUAACCAAUACAGACGCCGGAAAAAGGUCACAUCGUACAUGGUCUUCAUAUGGCUGGAGUUAAUCGCAAGCACCGUCUUCGGCGGCGUGGGGUGGGGGUAUGUAACCGGGACAAUUCCACCCAGUUUCGAGUUUUUCUUCGGGAUAAUUAUCAUUUGGAUAGUUCAGGUCCACUGUAUCAUGCAAAUCAUCAUUAAUCGCAUUGCUCUCCUUGCCGUCUCCGAAGUCACUGUCCGUCGCCUGCGGUGGACGGUCUUUUCGAUUCUCGUCCUUAACAACAUUGCAGUCAGCUGCAUCUGGAUACCAGCUCGGUUACAAAUCAACCAGGAAUGGAUCCACCUCAACAAGAUCUUCGAUCGCUCCCAAAAGGGCAUAUUUCUUCUUAUCGAUGCUGGCCUUAAUUCCUACUUCGUAUAUCUGGUUCGGUCGUCACUCAUUGCAUAUGGCCUCAAGAAGUACGUCUUCUUGUAUUGGUUUAACAUAGCCAUGAUCUUGUUGUCAGUCUCAAUGGAUAUCUUGAUCAUUGGGAUGAUGUUUCUUCCCGAUAACUUCGUAUACAUCAUCUUCCACCCCUUAGCAUACCUGGUUAAACUUCACAUCGAGCUUUGCAUGUCUGACCUAAUCGCCAAGCUCGUAAAGAGCACCGGUAAUCAAUCUACGUGUGACUGUUCUUGCCACGUCGACAACCCCUACUUUCUCGGCCAAGACCUUGACUUGGCAAACCACACCGCACCUGCCGUGGUUCAGAGGGGUCACUAUGUCCGUGGCCGUAGAAGACACAUCCGCAACGCCUCUUGGCGUAGAACUAUGCGAUUCUUCAGCGUUCAGGAGGCCCGAUGGCAACAGGAUCCUGAAAUGCAGAGGGGAAGCGUUUCCACAGCAGGAGAGACGCUAUGUUCCAGAAGGCCGGCGUAUACGGAACGCUCAAAGUCCUGGGCUGGGCCGCAACCUACCCGCAAGGACUUGGGAUUUUGCCCUUCAAGCUUUGCAAGCAUGAACCGGAGUAAUGACUAUGACGAAGAAAACCAAGAUCAAUAGCGACAGAAUCUUAUUUAGUUCUACGGCAAUAUUGUCUAGUAGUUUAACACCGACAUCUACAAGUUCAGUCCCUGCAAUCGUCUAGGAAACCUUAAGUCGUUGUAUCCUAUGGAGCAACGGGAAAGCGAUUCUGAGGACCUCCAGUUCUUCAGAUGUAAAGCUACUCUGAGUGACGAAUUAUACGUCUUCAGUAGCAGG
Ilyonectria robusta is the source of this 1549-nucleotide messenger RNA. RefSeq lists its product as uncharacterized. Lineage: Eukaryota; Fungi; Ascomycota; Sordariomycetes; Hypocreales; Nectriaceae. The coding region runs from base 179 to 1351 and encodes 390 amino acids. The transcript has 5 exons. The record is from RefSeq and is a predicted model, not a curated record.